GUGAGGGGCAGGCGGGCGGAAGUAAGGGGGCGGGUGUGCGCAUGCGCGGUCGCAGCGCGGCGCGGCACGUGAAGGUCGUGGAGGCGGCGGCAUGGAGGCGCCGUCCGGCGGCGGGCUGGGGGGAGCCGACCCGCAGCUCCAGCGCUUCAUCGAGGUGGAGACUCAGAAACAGCGGUUCCAGCAGUUGGUGCACCAGAUGACUGAGCUCUGCUGGGAGAAGUGCAUGGACAAGCCCGGGCCGAAGCUGGACAGCCGGGCUGAGACGUGCUUCGUGAACUGCGUGGAGCGCUUCAUCGACACCAGUCAGUUCAUCCUGAACCGGCUGGAACAGACGCAGAAAUCCAAAUCGGCCUUCUCGGAGAGCCUGUCCGACUGAGCGGCCCCAAAAAUGGGGGGUGGGAU
Molecule: messenger RNA, 402 nt
Organism: Phasianus colchicus (ring-necked pheasant)
Lineage: Eukaryota; Metazoa; Chordata; Aves; Galliformes; Phasianidae
Gene: TIMM8A
Product: translocase of inner mitochondrial membrane 8A
Source: RefSeq, a predicted model, not a curated record